AUGUUUAAAAUUAUUGGCCUACUCGGCUUGGUCGGCGUGUUAAACGCCCAAAACCUGGAAUUUGGAGAUAAAGUAAGUUGUUUUUAAAACAACGUCCGCGUAAGAAUCGAACAUUGGUCAGACAGGGGCGAUGAAAAAUUUCAAACUAUUUUAAAACCGCUCAUUUUUUGAUAAGAGGUAGCACUUGGGUAUAGAAAUGCAAAAAUAUAAAAAAAUUUUAAAAAUUUUGGUUACGGUAGGAUUACGGUAGGUUUUAAGAUUUUUUUGUAACUGUUGUACUAAAUGUCAGAAAGGAAUGGGACUUUUUUUAAAUUGUUUUUUAUUAUAAGGCAAUCAUUUUAUCUGUUGACAACUUUUUUUUAUUAUGCCCGGAAGGCAUUGAAAAAAAUUAAAAUUUUCAAAAAAACCAUCAAAAUUUUGAAAAAUUUAAAAUUUCUCGGAAAAAAUUCACUAUGUAACAAACUUUUGACAACAGAUAAUGAAAAUACAUGCUCUUACGGUUCUAAUGACACCACGCAUGGGUCAUCUUAGCGGGGCCUGCGGUAGCUACGAAUUUUCAAAGUUGACACCCUAAGGUCAUUUAGCACAGAAUUUGACUGUAAUGUGGUUACAAAUGGUUAAAAAAGAUGCAUGGCACAUAUUGCAAGUUUUAUAAGUGUUUACAAACAAUUUCUUGUGUAUUGCCUCAGGGAAUUUGUAAUUUAAAAAAAAAAUUUUUUUUUGAAUUUUAAUUUUAAAAAAUUUUUAAAGAUUGGAAAUCAAAAUAAAUGCCUCGGCUUUUGGUAAGUGACAUAUACAAGAUUUUUACGCAAAAAAAACAAAAAAAAAAUUAACCUGUGGACGAAAAAAAUUUUUUCAACCUUCCCUUCCCUAGAGAAAAUCCGUAGCGACGUCUCUGUAUAGGUCAUUUAUUAAAAGCCAAGUCAUAUUAUUUUAAUUUCCGAGCUUUAAAAAUUUUUUAAAAUUUAAAUUUAAAAAAAAAUCAAUUUUUUAAAAUUACAAAUUCCCUGAGACAAUAGAAAGGAAAUUGUUUAAAAGUCUUAUAAAACGCUCAAAAUGUGUCAAACACCUAUUUUAACCAUUUGUAACCACAUUACAGUCAAAUUCUGUGCUAAUUGACCUUAGGAUGUCAACUUUGAAAAUUCGUAGCUACCGCAGGCCCCGCUAAGAUGACCCAUGCGCGGUGUCAUUAGAACUGUAAGAGCAUGUAGUUUCAUUAUCUGUUGUCAAAAGUUUGUUACAUAGUGACUUUUUUUCGAGAAAUUUUAAAUUUUUCAAAAUUUUCAUGGUUUUUUUGAAAAAUUUAAUUUUUUCAAUGCCUUCCGGGCAUAAUAAAAAAAAGUUGUCAACAAAUAAAAUGAUUGUCUUAUAGUGACAAACAAUUUUAAAAAAGUCCCAUUCCUUUCUGACAUUUAGUACAACAGUUACAAAAAAAUCUUAAAACCUACCGUAAUCCUACCGUAACCCGAAUUUUUUUAAAAAAUUUUUUAUAUUUUUGCAUUUCUAUACCCAAGUGCUACCUCUUAUCAAAAAAUGAGCGGUUUUCAAAUAGUUUGAAAUUUUUCAUCGCCUAUGUCUGAUCCUUGGGCGAACCUUGUUUUAAACUGUAAAAUAAGGUUUUUUAUUUUAAAUUAUUGAUUAUUUUAUGUUUAAAAAUUUUCGUUUUUACUUUAUAAAAUACAGGAUAAACACCGUACUUUCAAGACAAAAUUUUAAAUUUUUAUUGAAAUUUAUUGAUUUUUAGGCCAAAAUUAAAAAAUUUUGGUUUUAUUUAUCGAUUUUCAAGCCAAAAUUUUAAUUUCUAACUUGUAACUUAAGAUUGUUCUCAAAUCUGACAUUGCUUUAAAGUUAUGACAAAUUGUUAAGCUGUUAAUACAUAACCAGAUAUUAAUCCAGCUCGCAAGAUGUGUCCUUGUUCAACAAUUUAAUUAAUACUUUUUUACUAGUAAAACGACGACUUUUUGUAUUUCUAAAACUAGGAAGCUGAAAAACCAUUUAAAUUUAUAUUAUACUGGCCAUAAAAUUGCAUUUUUUCCUGUUUUUUUAACAUUAGGCCUAAAACUUUGAGUUGUUCAAAUAACUCUGCGCUUCCUGUCAAAGCAAGUUUUUGGAGUCAUGGGGCACAGGAUUAUUUGAAAUCUAGUAAUAAAAAUUUUUUAAAAAUAGGCCUAAUAUGGACAUCUUAGUUGUACAUUUAAUCAUUUUUAUGUCAUCAACUGUCAUAUUUUAGCUGUACCCCGACUCGCCAUACAUUGAUUUGAUCUCCAGAGACAUCGAAAGCUUUCCAGGACCUCUAGGAUACGGCAACAAGUUCAUUACAGGUAAAUAUAAGAUCUAGAGUUUUAAAAUGAUUUUUUAUAAAAAAGGUACAAAAUAUUUAUUCUCUUAUAUUAGGCUUUUCAAGUAGUUCUGUGCCCCAUAACACCAGAAAAAAGGCGUUGAAAAGAGGCACAGAAGUAUUUGGACAACCUAAUGUGAUUUUCUUGGCUGUCUCAAAGGUUUCUGACUUCCUUUUGUUGAUAUAUCCACCCUUCUGAAGCCCUCAUUACCUUUUAAACUUGCAGGUGGAGCCGGUGAAGGUGAUCAACAACUUCGACCAGAAGACUCGUUCGAGCACCGUGAACAGGUGAAGAGCGACAACGUUCUGCCCGCUUACUGCGAGCCCCCGAACCCAUGCCCGGUCGGUUACACCGCCGAGCACGGGUGUUUGGAAGAGUUCGACAAUAGUGCCGAGUUCUCGCGCAACUACCAAGCUCAACAACAAUGUCUGUGUGAUCAGGAGCACAUGUUCAAGUGGGUUUAUUUUUGA
Bursaphelenchus okinawaensis is the source of this 2809-nucleotide messenger RNA. The record is from the annotation of a GenBank genome assembly. NCBI's taxonomy places the organism in Eukaryota, Metazoa, Nematoda, Chromadorea, Rhabditida, Aphelenchoididae.